AUGGAGGCCAACGCAGCCUUCAUCAUCCGUGCUGGAAGUGGUAUGAUUGCCUCAGCGCUUUGCGGCGCCCUUGACCUUCUGCUCAAGAAUCCUGCUACGCUAGCUCGAUUGCGCGUGGAGCUCGAUGCCGCCUGUCGACGGGAAUCAGACAUCCCCAUGGAUCGCCUCGCCGGGCUGCCUUAUCUCGGCGCCGUCGUCAACGAGAGCUUGCGCAUGUACCCACCCGUCGGACCUGCGUCGCAAGGUGCCCCCCGAAGUGCUAUUGUUUGUGGUCACUUCAUUCCUAGUGGGGCAAUCACGACCCUCUAUGCCCUGGCCGCGUACGGCAACGACGUCAAUUUCGCUCUGGACGCGUCUUCGCCCGGGAGCGUUGGGUUAACGACCAGCGAGCGGCCCGAUUGGACGCAUCAGCAUCAUCUGGAGGCUUGUCAACCGUUCUGGGUCGGGCCUCGCAAUUGUAUUGGGAUGAGCCUCGCCUAUGUAGAGAGAAAGCUCGUCCUGGCUCAGUUGUUAUUUCGCUUCAACGCAAAGUUAGCGGGUGAUGCAUUCGACUUCUCCAAGCAACGCGUGUACAUCAUGCGGGAAAAGCAUUCCAGCUCCACGUGA
Molecule: messenger RNA, 606 nt
Organism: Talaromyces marneffei
Lineage: Eukaryota; Fungi; Ascomycota; Eurotiomycetes; Eurotiales; Trichocomaceae
Exons: 1
Coding region: 1-606 (201 amino acids)
Molecular function (GO): iron ion binding; oxidoreductase activity, acting on paired donors, with incorporation or reduction of molecular oxygen; heme binding
Source: RefSeq, a predicted model, not a curated record